AUGGACCAGUCGAAUAAGGAGCAUCGUCCUAAAAAGGAGAAGGCGACAGCUAAAAAGAAGCUGCACUCCCAGGGCCACAAUGCGAAGGCAUUCGCGGUGGCCGCUCCGGGAAAGAUGGCCAAGCAGAUGCAGCGCAGCAGCGAUAAGCGGGAGCGCGCGCUGCACGUUCCGAUGGUGGACCGGACGCCGGACGACGACCCGCCGCCAGUCAUUGUUGCCGUUGUAGGUCCCCCGGGGACGGGUAAGACAACGCUGAUCAAGUCGCUGGUGCGGCGGUUGACCAAGACGACCCUCGGCGAGAUUAACGGUCCGAUCACGGUCGUCUCCGGCAAGCGCCGCCGUCUGACGUUCAUUGAGACGCCCGCGGACGAUCUGAACUCGAUGGUGGACAUUGCGAAGGUUGCAGAUUUGGUGCUGCUGCUGAUGGACGGUAACUUUGGGUUCGAGAUGGAGACAAUGGAGUUCCUGAACCUGGCACAACACCACGGGAUGCCGCGUGUGCUGGGAGUAGCGACACAUCUCGAUUUGUUCAAGUCGCAGGCCACACUCCGUGCAUCGAAGAAACGUCUGAAGCAUCGGUUCUGGACAGAAGUGUACCAGGGGGCAAAGCUAUUCUACCUAUCGGGUGUUAUUAAUGGGCGGUACCCAGACCGUGAAAUCCUGAAUCUGUCGCGUUUCAUCAGCGUCAUGAAAUUCCGCCCUCUGAAGUGGCGGAACGAGCAUCCAUACCUGUUGGCAGACCGUAUGACUGACUUAACGCACCCCGAGGUCCUUGAGACCCAGGGCACGCACGUUGAUCGCAAGGUCGCCCUGUAUGGCUAUCUACACGGUACACCGCUCCCAAGCACCCCUGGCUUCAAGGUCCAUCUCGCUGGUGUCGGUGAUUUCCCGAUUGCACAUGUCGAACGUCUGCCAGAUCCCUGUCCAACACCCUUCUUCCAGCAGAAGAUGGAGGAAUACGAGCGUGAGAAGGCCAAGAGUGGAGAGGCGUCCUCUACUGGCACGACCACUCGCAGGAGAAGAAGGCUGGACGAUAACCAAAAACUGAUCUAUGCCCCCAUGUCUGAUGUUGGAGGCGUUCUUAUGGAUAAGGAUGCGGUGUAUAUUGACGUCGGGGGUAAGAAAGGUGAGGAAGCCUCAUUUGUGCCCGGAAAGGAACGGGGUGAAGGUGAAAAGCUGGUUACCGGUCUUCAGGCCGUUGACCAGAACCUUCAGGAAAGGUUUGAUGGCGUUGGUCUGCAAGUGUUCAGCAACGGCACAGAGCUUCGCGCAGUCGAUGAAGACGAUGAUCUUGAUGAGGAGGACCUUGAUGAGGACUCUACAGAGCCGGUAAAUACUGGUCGGUCUUCUUUGCGUCACGCACGUCUGCAUGGGAAAUCUGUGCAGGAGGCCAAUGAUGAUAUUGACAACCUAGAGUCGGAUGAAGAGGAAGAUUUUGGUGCAGAUGAGCAAUAUGACCGUGAUGAUCAGCGUAUGAAGAGAGCCGAUACAGAAUUCAGUGAUGCCGACGAGAAGCUUGCCCUAGUUACCGACUCGGAGUUUGAGCUAUCUGACACUGAAACCUGGGAGCAGUCUGUAGCAGGUAAGUUGAAUGGCACUAUCCAGAAACACAAGAAGUGGGAUAUCAGCAAGUUGGUUUACAUGAAUAACAUUGAUCCUUCUGAUGUCAUUAAGAGAUGGAAUAAUGAACUACCUGAUGAGGAUCUUGAGGAAGAAGACAUUCAUGACGAUGAUGACUUCUUCCGCAAGAAGGAAUCACAAAUCCCUAGCAAGCUUGCUGGUAACACUGCUGGUGACCUGGAAUUUUUUGCUCCAUCAUUCCAGUCAUUAAGCGAAUUAGCAUCGAAAUGGAGUACCAUUGAUUCUAUCAAAGACUUUUUUGUAGGAGCUCCAGUACUGGGUUCGAACACCAAUGGUGGGGAGGAAGACGGUGACGAAGAGGAAGUCUACGGCGAUUUUGAAGAUCUAGAAGCUGCAGACGAAGAAGAUUCGGCCAAGAAGGAAACGGAGGAUCCAGAUUCUGACUCUUCAUUUGCUGACUUUGAAGAAGAGGAAAAGAAGGAUUUGACCCAGCAGGAGGAGCGUGAUUUAAAUGCAGCUAAGAAAGAGAAACUAAGACUCCAAUUCGAGAUGGAGGAGGGCGACAACUUUAAGGAAGACGAUCCAGAAAACGAGUACGACACUUGGUAUGAAUUGCAGAAAGCAAAAAUGGCUAAGCAACUUGAGAUCAACAAUGCCGAAUUUGAAGCGAUGACUCCGGAACAGCGGCAGAAGAUUGAAGGUUUUAAAUCAGGCUCAUAUGUUCGUAUCGUGUUUGAAGAUAUUCCCAAGGAGUUUGUGGAGCACUUCGAUCCAAAGUUUCCAAUUGUUAUGGGUGGCUUGCUACCCGCUGAGCUGAAGUUUGGCAUCAUCAAUUCCCGUCUCAGACGCCAUCGUUGGCACAAGAAAAUUCUGAAGACGAACGAUCCCCUCGUUGUAUCUUUGGGCUGGCGUAGAUUCCAAACUCUGCCAAUAUACACCACAUCUGAUUCUCGAACGAGAACCAGAAUGUUAAAGUAUACUCCGGAGCACGCGUACUGUACAGCAAGUUUCUAUGGGCCCUUGUGUGCGCCAAACACGCCCUUCUGUGGAGUUCAAGUUGUCGCAAACAAGGAAACAACCGGUAGUUUUAGAAUAGCUGCUACUGGUAUUGUUGAAGAGAUUGACAGCAGUGUGGAGAUCGUCAAGAAGCUGAAGCUGGUUGGAUACCCAUACAAGAUCUUCAGAAAUACAGCUUUCAUCAAAGAUAUGUUCUCAAGUGCAAUGGAGGUUGCAAGAUUUGAGGGCGCCCAGAUCAAGACGGUCUCGGGUAUUCGCGGAGAAAUCAAGCGUGCAUUAUCCAAGCCUGAGGGACAUUUCAGAGCUACAUUUGAGGACAAGAUCUUACUCAGUGACAUUGUGAUCUUGAGAACAUGGUACCCGGUCAAGAUCAAGAAGUUCUAUAACCCAGUCACCUCUUUACUAUUGAAGGAGAAGAAAGAGUGGACGGGAUUACGGCUUGUCGGUAGGAUUAGAGCUGAGCAAGGCAUGGAAACACCAUUAAAUCCCGACAGCGCAUACAAGAAGGUUGAGCGUGUUGAGCGUCACUUCAAUGGCCUAAAGAUUCCGAAAUCCGUCCAGAAGGAGCUACCAUUCAAGUCUCAGGUGCACCAGAUGAAACCACAAAAGAAAAAGACGUACAUGGCCAAGAGGGCAGUCGUAUUGGGUGGCGAAGAGAAGAAAGCACGCUCUUUGAUGCAGCAAGUGAUGACCAUCGCACACGCUAAGGAAGAUAAGCGCAAGGCAAAGAAGGCCGAAGAAAGAAAAGAGCGACUAAAACGGCUGGCUAAAGCCGAAGAAGCAAAGAGUGAGAAGGAAAAGCAGAGCAAGAAAGAGUUUUUCGCCAAGCACGGUAAGAAGAGGCAAUUUGCCGGCGGUGAGGGCAACAAAAGCUACAAAAAGAAGCGCUAA
Molecule: messenger RNA, 3489 nt
Organism: Eremothecium gossypii ATCC 10895
Lineage: Eukaryota; Fungi; Ascomycota; Saccharomycetes; Saccharomycetales; Saccharomycetaceae
Gene: BMS1
Product: GTPase BMS1
Exons: 1
Coding region: 1-3489 (1162 amino acids)
Biological process (GO): endonucleolytic cleavage of tricistronic rRNA transcript (SSU-rRNA, 5.8S rRNA, LSU-rRNA); maturation of SSU-rRNA from tricistronic rRNA transcript (SSU-rRNA, 5.8S rRNA, LSU-rRNA); ribosome biogenesis
Cellular component (GO): nucleus; 90S preribosome
Molecular function (GO): U3 snoRNA binding; ATP binding; GTPase activity
Source: RefSeq, marked provisional